AUGCCGCCCCGUAAGAAGGCAAAGGCCAGCGCUGCCUCAACGCCGCUCGGCGACACGCAGCCAAAGACGCCCCAGGACUCGAGCGCCGUGCAGUCGCAGGAUGAGCUCCUCAGCGAUCCGUGGGUCGACGAGCAGGAGACACAGCUGCUCAAGAGCAUGAUGAAGUGGAAGCCCACAGGCACGUCCGCGCUACAUGUUUCCCCAUUGAAACACGCCAAACUAACCCUACCAGGCCUGCACAAGCACUUUCGGAUGAUUAGUAUCCAUACCGAUAUGCGCUCUCACGGCUUCGCGGGCGAACAUGUCCCCCACACGCGCAUUCCCGGCAUAUGGAAGAAGCUCUCGCAAUGGUACGACCUCGACGCGCUGGAUACCCGCGAGAACGAGUUUGCCUUUGCCGAAGAGCCUGACCCGCUCGACCCCGAAGACGCCGCCAACCUUCCCGAAUUCGAACUGCCCGAGGACGACUAUGGCGAGAUGAUGUGGCAGAAGCGCUUCCACCGCGAAGACUCGGCCGCUGCUUCGUCGCCGCCCAUGAUUCCCGCCGAAGAGUACAAGGACCUCUACGCGCCCGGCAUUGGUCUGCUCAAGGACCUCCCCGAUGGCGUGCGCUCGCAAAAGACCGAGAGCGUCGCAGAGGCUACCCCCACGCCCAGGAACACAAAGGGAACAAGGGCGGCCCGGGCUGCAAAGAACGGAAAGGCUGCUAGGCCUGGGCCCAAUGCGACCAAGAAUACCAAGCCUCAGAGUACCGUAUCUGAGUCUGCUGAAGAAGAGGAUGAAGAUGAUGACGAAGAUGAAUCUAGUGUCGAGUCGGAAGAAGACAGCGCCCCAACCACCCGGAGGACCAAUCGCGCAAAGCCAAAGCCGGCGCCCAAGCGAACGAGAAAGCGGUGA
Exserohilum turcica Et28A is the source of this 897-nucleotide messenger RNA. RefSeq lists its product as uncharacterized. NCBI's taxonomy places the organism in Eukaryota, Fungi, Ascomycota, Dothideomycetes, Pleosporales, Pleosporaceae. The record is from RefSeq and is a predicted model, not a curated record. The transcript has a single exon. Gene Ontology annotation, biological process: regulation of transcription by RNA polymerase II. Bases 1 to 897 code for a protein of 298 amino acids. Gene Ontology annotation, cellular component: nucleus; NuA4 histone acetyltransferase complex.